Molecule: messenger RNA, 1137 nt
Organism: Lithohypha guttulata
Lineage: Eukaryota; Fungi; Ascomycota; Eurotiomycetes; Chaetothyriales; Trichomeriaceae
Gene: MNN9
Product: Golgi mannosyltransferase complex subunit
Exons: 2
Coding region: 1-1137 (378 amino acids)
Biological process (GO): protein N-linked glycosylation; cell wall mannoprotein biosynthetic process
Cellular component (GO): mannan polymerase complex
Molecular function (GO): alpha-1,6-mannosyltransferase activity
Source: RefSeq, a predicted model, not a curated record
AUGUCGUACUUCCGCCAGACUCGUAGCAGUCGGCCAGCGUUGAUUCUGGGAGGAUGCGUACUUGUUGUUCUUUUCUACUUCUUUCUCGGCCCUACUACCGACCUCUCUCACACCCUCGAUCCUCUGCUACGAGCACGAAAGUCAGCCGCUGCGGCAGCAAAUCCUCUCUCUCCUCCAACCUCAGCAUUUCGAAAGUCCGCAGCAGGAGAUUCUCAGAAACCACUCGGUCCGCCUCCGAUUGUACACUACCAAUUGAAUAACCUGUCCUCUACCGCAAAUCCUGCGAAAAACAAUGAAAAGGUGCUGAUUCUGACACCUCUGGCUCGCUUCUUCGAAGGAUACUGGGAUAAUCUUGCUGCUCUCAGCUAUCCACAUGAACACAUUUCCAUAGGUUUCAUAAUACCUAAGACAAAAGAAGGCAAUGAAGCCACCAAAAGCCUGCAAGAGGCAGUAAGCAAGCACCAAGCUGGUCCACUUGACAAGCGCUUCGAGAGCAUCAUAAUUCUACGCCAAGAUUUCGAGCCGGCGAUUCUAAGUCAGAAUGAGAAAGAGCGGCAUGCAAUGGCUAAUCAAGCCGCACGUCGAGCUGGAAUGGCAAAGGCAAGAAAUAGCUUACUAUUCACAACUAUCAGCCCGACCACGAGUUGGAUUCUGUGGCUGGAUGGGGACAUAGUUGAGACACCUAACUCUCUCAUCGAAGAUAUGGCCAGCUUCGACAAACCCAUCAUCGUACCGAAUUGUUUCCAGCGAUAUACAGACGACGAUGGAAAAGAAUCAAUCAGACCAUACGACUACAACUCCUGGCGUGAUUCCGACACAGCACAAGAGCUUGCGACGAAGAUGUCCCAGGACGAGAUAUUGCUGGAGGGAUACGCUGAGAUGCCAACGUACCGCACCCUCAUGGCUAUGCUGGCUGAAACAACUGAGAAUAGAGACAAGAAGCGCUUAAUGCCGCUCGAUGGCGUGGGUGGGACGGCUCUCAUGGUGAAGGCUGAAGUUCACAGAGAUGGAGCCAUGUUCCCUCCUUUUGCAUUUUACCACCUGAUAGAGACGGAAGGCUUUGCAAAGAUGGCUAGACGCUUAGGCUAUGAAAGCUGGGGUCUACCAAAUUAUUUUGUGUAUCAUUACAACGAGUAA